Messenger RNA from Terrapene triunguis (Three-toed box turtle), 2311 nucleotides. It is a transcript of the gene WDR76, whose product is annotated as WD repeat domain 76. The record is from RefSeq and is a predicted model, not a curated record. Gene Ontology annotation, cellular component: nucleus. Gene Ontology annotation, molecular function: DNA binding; protein binding. The coding region runs from base 2 to 1927 and encodes 641 amino acids. Gene Ontology annotation, biological process: regulation of DNA damage checkpoint. Lineage: Eukaryota; Metazoa; Chordata; Testudines; Emydidae. The transcript has 12 exons.
GAUGCCGCGGGCCGAGAACGAGGCCGGGACGCUCGGGGCUGAGGAGCCGCUGUCGCCGCUCGCCCGGCAGCGGACGCAGGAGCAUACACCUAAAGAAAACCCCAGUAUGAACUAUGUGUCAGAAAAAGCUGAACGAAGAGCAGUUUUCAGAAAAGAAGUGAAAGUUCUUCUCACCCCGUUAUCCAUGGAAGAAGAGAAACGCAACAAACGUCUGCCCCAGAAACGCUUACUAGAAAAGUUUUCUAGUAAUGAAGGGCCUUCAGAAAGAGAACCAAAAGUCAAAAAAUCCCGUGGUGAUCCCACAAGUCAGCAAAUAAGAGAUGUAUCCUAUAAGGCUUCUUCCAGUCCACGAGGAGUAAUCCCCAGUAUGUCUUCACUUCAUAAUACAACUAGCAUGGUGUCACCCACAAACACUUCAGUUACAGUUGAUCAUGAUUCAGAAAACAAUUGGGAUACAGACAGUGAAGGAAGUAAUUCCAAUGUCUCUUAUCUGGAUGGAUCUUCACAGCUGUCAGCCUAUGAAAGAAAAAGACUAAAGAACAUUACAGAAAAUGCUAAUUUUUUUGCUUCUCUAAAGCUAUCCAAACCUAUUUUGGAUUCCUUCACCCUAGGAACUCAUUGUUUAUUUGAAUAUAUAUUGUUUGACUAUUUCCAUUCCUCUAGAGUUAAGCCCAAAAAGACAGAAGCUGAGACAGUACGUCGAAGAUCUAUGCGCUUACAAAGAGUAGAUCCAUCAGGAGUUCCAUUGCCAGAAAUUCCAGCACAGCCAGAACCAGUAAUUGAUGAAUAUCCUCAGUUGCCACCUGGACCUCUUCCAAUGGUACCUGCAAAUCAGAGUAAGAGCAGUGAAUUAACGGACGCAUUUCUGGAUACAUGGACAAAGAUAAGUCAGAUAAACCCUAAUGAUACUGAAAAACACAUAUGUAACUUAGAAAGAUACAAAGCCAGUCUGAGUCAUAUGAUCCUGAGUGAAGAUGCUGUUACAAAAGUUGUCAAAAAUAGAAUAUAUUCUGUGGCUAUCCAUCCUUCUGAAAGCAGGACCUUGGUGGCAGCUGGAGACAAGUCUGGACAGAUUGGUCUUUGGGAUUUGAACUCUAAAUCUGAAGAUGGAGUAUAUGUCUUUAUACCACAUAGUCAACCAGUAAGCUGCAUGUAUUUUUCUCCAUUUAAUCCUGUUCAUCUGCUAUCCCUGAGCCAUGAUGGAACAGUACGAUGUGGCGAUGUUACCAGAGCUGUCUUUGAAGAGGUGUACAGAAGUGAAGAAAACAGCUUUUCUUCCUUUGACUUCUUGGCAGACAAUGCCUCCACGUUGGUGGUAGGACAGUGGGAUGGUGACGUGGCUAUUGUGGACAGACGGACACCAGGAACUUCUUCUGAACUUACUGCAAACAUGAAUUCAAAGACAACAAGAACUGUCCAUGUUCAUCCAGUGAACAGACAGUAUUUCAUUGCUGCUGGUGCAGUGAAUGUUUGCAUUUUUGAUGCACGAUACCUGAAGCCUAAUGGAAACAAGCCCAUAAGCUUUCUCAGUGGACACACAAAGAGUGUUGCUUCUGCCUAUUUCUCACCUAUUACUGGUAACAGAGUGGUGACAACAUGUGCUGAUGAUACGUUGAGAGUCUAUGAUACCAGCUCUUUAUCCUCUACGAUUCCUGUUCUCACUGCUGUCAGACAUAACAAUAACACAGGACGGUGGUUAACUAGGUUCAGAGCAAUAUGGGACCCUAAACAGGAAGACUGUUUUGUGGUUGGCAGUAUGGCACGCCCAAGGCAAAUAGAAAUCUUCCAGGACACUGGUGAACAGUUGCACUCUUUUUAUAACGUAGAUUACCUUGGCUCUGUUUGUUCCAUCAAUGCCGUGCACCCUACAAAGAAUAUCUUAGUGGGUGGUAACUCCAGUGGUCGUCUCCACGUUUUCAAGGAUUGAAAAGGUUGCUGAUUUUUUUUCCUACAUAAAGUAUGUUUGUUUCUCAGGACAAAAAUAUGCAUUAAAAGGUUUUAAAUUACAUUUUAUUAUUUUGGAAACAUUCUGUAUUUUUUUUUUUUUAAAGUUCCAAAUAUUAAAUCUGUAGCAGUCCUACCACACCAACCUAUGGUGAGUCGUGUGUAUUCAAGUACGGGAAAAGCUGCAUCCAUAAUAAAAAGUCAUAUUUCCUAAAGCCAUUUUAAGUAUGACCUUUAACAAAUAUUUAUCAUGUAUAGUUUUAACAUUGGGCCUCAACUUGCUCUUUAGACGUAAUACAUCAUGAUUGUGGCUUUCCUGAAAUUUACCUUAAGCUUAUUAUACAACAUAGUCUGUGUUUUCAGUCAA